AUGCUAGACAAGGCGCCCCCUCAAAGCAAGCGCAUAGACGAAUCCAACGCGGCGGCCUCUUUGCUCUCGAUGGAAACAACCGCCAACAACCACCACUACGAGCCCCCCCGCCCACUGAUGGCAAACAGCAGCCAGGACGCAAGAGUGCGCACAGAGGACGACGGCGGCGACGAGACGAAUUCGCGCCAUCCUACCAUCUCCAGCGCCAGCAUCGAGUCUGUCAAGACUACAUACGAUGAAAACCCUCUGCUGUCCAUCAUGAAGUCGACGUGUGCGCCCAACAACACUCCCGUGCACACUCCGUCUGGCUCGCCGAGUCUGCAAGUCCAGGGCGGAAACGAUGCUAAAGACGGCGACAACUCCAAUGGAAAGGACGUUGCCGCUGCCGCUGCUAGCUUCCAAGUCCGUCGUAACAGCGACAACGCUCCCCACACUGCCGCCAGCCCGCAUGCGCCCUCCAAUACUCCCUCUGGAGUCAGCUCUUUGUGCAAUAGUCGGCCCAUGCAGCCCAACGUAUUACAGGUCUCUAACGCUGUCCAGCCGCGGCGUCACGCUAAUAACGACGUUGUCUUUCCUUAUUCCUCCUCUGCCUCCAAUAGCAACAAUCCUGCCUCUACUACUGUUGUCGGCGGCGCCAAAGAAAAAAUAAAUUUGCCGCCACCACCAGCCAUUUCUUCCCCCGUUACCACCGCUGUUGGCUCGGGCUCGGGCUCGGGCAUGCGUUCCCGCACAGGAUCACAGAAUUUGCCGCCCAUCAAUAGCGCCCACAAGGACGACGGCAAGAACACCAACUCGCCACUGUCGAUCCUUGGCAGGAAGAACAGCAGCAAUAGUAACAACGACGGCAAAUCAUUUCACGGCUCGGAGUCGAGAGGCUCCUCCAGCAAUAACGAGAACGGCGGCUUUUUGCGCGGCGAAACUAAGCGCGGCGGUAAUUCUCCAAAUGACUCUAAAGCUCAGCAUAGUGAUGCGGAUGAUCAGUAUGCCAUGGGCGUGGCUCCUCGAAACUUCUAUUUCAACAAGGAUAGGGAAAUCACCGAUCCGAAUGUAAAACUCGACGAGAAUGACUCUAAAGUCAACAUUUCGUUCUGGCUGAACUCAAAAUAUAGGGACGAAGCUUACUCUUUAAACGAAUCGACCUCCAACAACAUCAGUUCGAGCGCAGAUACGCCCGCUAAUUCUCGUCACACUAACAAUAGCUCUUCUGUGCCCAGCAGAAAUAAUUUUCAACAUUUCAGAUUCAACCAAAUUCCCUCCCAACCCCCGACAUCUGCAUCCUCAUUUACAAGCAAUAACAACAACAACAACAACAACAACAACAAUAACCAACGGAAUACCAUUAAUCGUGGGGAAGACCCGUUUGCCACUUCAUCAAGACCAUCCACCGGGUUCUUCUACGGUGAUUUACCAAACCGUAAUAACAAGAACAGCCCCUUCCAUCCAAAUGAGCCUUACGUCCCGCCACCUCCACCCAAAUACAUCAAUUCCAAGCUAGACGGGUUGAGAUCAAGAUUGCUACUUGGCCCAAAUUCUGCAUCUUCUUCUACUAAACUGGACGAUGACUUGGGUACUGCCGCAGCUGUGCUUUCGAACAUGAGAUCAUCUCCGUAUAGAAGUCACGAUAAACCCAUUUCGAACGUCAAUAAUAACAAUAAAAACACAAAUACACUCACUGUGCCAACUAGUAGGCCUCAUUCAUCAUCUUUCCCAUCCAAGGGGGUUCUAAGACCAAUACUAUUACGUAUUCAUAACUCCGAACAACAGCCAAUUUUCGAGAGCAAUAAUUCAACAGCCGUGUCUGAUGAAGACCAGGAUUUGUCACAUUAUUAUCUUCACCCCUCUCAAAAUUCAAAUUCUAAAAAAGUCCUAGACCCAACUUUUGAGUCAAGAGCCAGACAAGUUACUUGGAACAAAAAUGGUAAGCGAAUAGAUAGACGACUAUCAGCACCAGAACAGCAACAACAACUGGAAGAACCUGAUUUGAAAAGAUCAAGAAGAUCAGUUGGCAAUGGAAGAUCCACGAGCCAAAAUAAUAGUGAUUAUAACUCGCUUGGCGAAUCCCCAACUUCCUCUGCUCCUUCUUCUCCUUCUCUGAAAGCGUCGUCUUCAAGCUUGGCAUAUGGCCCAGAAUAUUCUAAUGCCGAUUCACCAGAUACCAGUAAAUCUAAAGGGAAGACGACCAAGGCAAAAUCCAAAUCAAAACAAUCCUCAAAAAAAAGAUCAAACAAUAACAGUUCCAAAUCAAAGGCAAACGACUCGCAAGAAAUGAACAACACCGCUUCCUCUGCAGCCGCUCAAGGUACAAGAUCUCGUACUGGUUGCUGGAUUUGUAGGUUAAGAAAAAAAAAAUGUACCGAAGAAAGACCCAACUGUUUCAAUUGUGAGAGAUUGAAACUGGACUGCCAUUAUGAUGCGUUCAAGCCGGAUUUCGUAUCCGAUCCAAAGAAGAAACAAAUGAAAUUAGAGGAGAUUAAGAAGAAAACAAAGGAAGCUAAAAGAAGAGCAAUGAAAAAAAAGUGA
Messenger RNA from Saccharomyces eubayanus, 2520 nucleotides. RefSeq names its product DNA-binding transcriptional regulator UME6 (gene UME6). Gene Ontology annotation, biological process: regulation of DNA-templated transcription. Gene Ontology annotation, molecular function: DNA-binding transcription factor activity, RNA polymerase II-specific; zinc ion binding. NCBI's taxonomy places the organism in Eukaryota, Fungi, Ascomycota, Saccharomycetes, Saccharomycetales, Saccharomycetaceae. The record is from RefSeq and is a predicted model, not a curated record. The transcript has a single exon. The coding region runs from base 1 to 2520 and encodes 839 amino acids.